Messenger RNA from Cetraspora pellucida, 575 nucleotides. NCBI's taxonomy places the organism in Eukaryota, Fungi, Glomeromycota, Glomeromycetes, Diversisporales, Gigasporaceae. The record is from the annotation of a GenBank genome assembly.
AUGAAAAUAUGAGUGCCGAUAUUGAAGAUGAUGACUCAUAUACUUUUGAGCUUACACAAAUUGUUACCAGACUUGAGAAUGCAAUUGAAAAUGAAAUCAAUGAUCUUAUGAAUGAUGAUACCAUAGAUGAGUUUGAAAAUGAAACUGAUGGAGAAACUGAAACUGAAAUUGAAACUACAAAUAACAGGAACAAAAAAAAAACAAAAGUCAAUAAAAAUAGUCGAACAAAAAAAAAUAACAAUACAUCUCAAUCCUCAAAUUUGUUUGACUUACCAUUACCGCCACUAUUUCAAAAACUUCAACAUACAAAACCAUAUCAUUACUCUCAAAUAAAAUUAUCUGACAAAUUUGGUAUUGAUUUGCAGCUAAAUAUGAUUGUUGAAAAUACAAAUUAUUAUGCAGUAGCAAAAUCAGCAGGUAAAGGCCAUGAGUGGGUUUCUUUAACAACAGAAGAAUUAUUAAUAUGGUUGGCUUUAAUAAUUUAUAUGGGUGUUUUCAAAUUGCCAAGUAGAGAAGAUUAUUGGAAAAUGGAUUGGAAAUAUCCACAGCAUAAAAUUACUAAAUAUAUGACACUA